AUGCAAGCCCAGUGGGAAUUUCAGCGAUCCCACUUUAAAAAAAGGAUCACUUACGCAACUGAAAUGAAUUACUCCCAGAUGGAACGGGAAUGUUUAGCAGCGCCUUAUGCAUGUGAAAAAAACAAUUUGUACCUCUGCGGAAAGCACUUCACACUUUUUAGUGACAACAACGCAUUAGUAAAUAUGCUGAACAAUCCCAAAUCAAAACCGCCCCCGCGAAUUGAACGAAUGAUGUUGCGCCUACAGAGAUACAACUUUAAAACAGAUUACUGGUACGCAACACCAAACGCUUUAGACAUUAAUGAAACAAAAACCGCCACACUAGCUGACUCAGCAUUAAAACAAUUGAUAUUAAUCAUUAGCACAAACAAAUGGCGACAUCUGGAAGGAGCUUGA
Molecule: messenger RNA, 396 nt
Organism: Hydractinia symbiolongicarpus
Lineage: Eukaryota; Metazoa; Cnidaria; Hydrozoa; Anthoathecata; Hydractiniidae
Exons: 3
Coding region: 1-396 (131 amino acids)
Source: RefSeq, a predicted model, not a curated record